GAAAAGCCUUAGUCAUUUAGUAAACUUUUCAACUAAAAUCUGAAUUAUAAUAGUUUUCUGCUUGGCUCUUAAUAUAGCUAACAUACUAUCUCUAGCAUUAAUCAAAGUGUAAUGUAAAGGUUUGAUUUUGAGCCUAAGCAGAAUGUGAAAUUCUUCUAAGAGAAUUUAGCACCUAGGGCAAACUACAGGGGAGAAUUCUUGAGCUGUCAUGUUGAUUCACUUCUGGAAUUGUUUAAAAUAUGUUAGGUGCAUCUUUAAAGGGGGAAAGAAGGGGAAGAGAUGUCACAAAAGAGUAGAGUGAGGCAAGAGAAAUGGCAAGGGAGUGUUGCUAGGUUGCCAGUCUUCCGCCCCCACUGUCUUGGUGAUGGUGGAGGGGUAGUGUGGGAGCUGGGAUAUGAAAGAGGUCUUUUUUGCAACUUAUGAAAAGCUGUUACCUUGUCUUCAUCUAUCAGCUGGCUAUCUGACCUCUUUGGUAACAUAAGCUCCUGAAAUGUAGCAUUGGAGAUGAUCACUCUGCUUUGUUGCAAAAUAGGGGAGACUGCUCUGCAUUUACAUGCUUAUGUUUUUUGGAGGAUCUUUCAACUAGUAACUUUCAUAAUACUUGUGAAAGCAUAUAAGAACCAGUAUCCCCAUUUUUAGGGGGAGUUGGAGUGAGCAAUGAUUUGGAAUGCCAGAAAUUCAACUUAUACAUUUACAGCUCCAGAGUUUCCUAUUUUGGAGAAGCAGAACUGGUUGAUUCAUCUUCAUUAUAUCCGGAAAGAUUAUGAAGCAUGCAAGGCUGUUAUCAAAGAACAGCUUCAGGAGACUCAGGGAUUGUGUGAAUAUGCUAUCUAUGUCCAAGCAUUGAUAUUUCGCCUGGAAGGAAAUAUCCAAGAAUCCCUAGAACUCUUCCAGACAUGUGCCGUUCUUAGCCCUCAGAGUGCUGAUAAUCUCAAGCAGGUGGCAAGAUCUUUAUUUCUUUUGGGAAAACAUAAAGCUGCCAUCGAAGUCUAUAAUGAAGCAGCUAAACUCAACCAGAAAGAUUGGGAGAUCAGCCAUAACCUAGGAGUUUGCUACAUUUAUCUGAAGCAGUUCAACAAGGCACAAGACCAGUUACACAAUGCCCUGAAUCUUAAUAGGCAUGAUCUGACUUAUAUAAUGCUGGGGAAGAUCCACCUGCUGGAGGGAGACUUGGACAAGGCCAUUGAAAUCUACAAGAAAGCAGUGGAGUUCUCACCAGAAAAUACAGAACUUCUUACAACUUUAGGAUUACUCUAUUUACAGCUCGGCAUUUACCAGAAGGCAUUUGAACAUCUUGGCAAUGCACUGACUUAUGACCCUACCAACUACAAGGCCAUCUUGGCAGCAGGCAGCAUGAUGCAGACCCAUGGGGACUUUGAUGUUGCCCUCACCAAAUACAGAGUUGUGGCUUAUGCUGUCCCAGAAAGUCCUCCACUCUGGAAUAACAUUGGAAUGUGUUUCUUUGGCAAGAAGAAGUAUGUGGCGGCCAUCAGCUGCCUGAAACGAGCCAACUACUUGGCACCCUUCGAUUGGAAGAUUCUGUAUAAUUUGGGCCUUGUCCAUUUGACCAUGCAGCAGUAUGCAUCAGCUUUUCAUUUUCUCAGUGCGGCCAUCAACUUCCAGCCAAAGAUGGGGGAGCUCUACAUGCUCUUGGCAGUGGCCCUGACCAAUCUGGAAGAUAUAGAGAAUGCCAAGAGAGCCUAUGCAGAAGCCGUCCACCUGGAUAAGUGUAACCCUUUAGUAAACCUGAACUAUGCUGUGCUGCUAUACAACCAGGGCGAGAAGAGGAGCGCUCUGGCCCAAUAUCAGGAGAUGGAGAAGAAAGUCAACCUACUCAAGGACAGUAGCUCUCUGGAAUUUGACUCUGAGAUGGUGGAGAUGGCUCAGAAGUUAGGAACUGCUCUUCAGGUUGGGGAGGCACUGGUCUGGACUAAACCAGUUAAAGAUCGCAAAUCAAAGCACCAGACCACUUCAGCCAGCAAACCUGCCAGUUUCCAGCAACCUCUGGGCUCUAAUCAAGCUCUAGGACAGGCAAUGUCUUCAGCAGCUGCAUACAGGACGCUCCCCUCAGGUGCUGGAGGAACAUCCCAAUUCACAAAGCCACCAUCUCUUCCUCUGGAGCCAGAGCCUGCCGUGGACUCAAGUCCAUCUGAAACAUCCGAACAAAUAGAGAAAUAAGAAUAGAAUGACCCCAAAGCAGUGUUUUUUUGGGUGAGGAUAAUGCUGGAUUAGGAAAGGUGACAUGACACAGGGUGAGUGGCAGCCACCACAGAAUUAAAACACAGAACACAGUGUGUUUAUGAUCACAAGGAGCCAGCAGGUGAGCCUAAGGUCCUUCCUCCCUACCUGGUACUAGCAUUUGAGGUUGGAAACCCUCCAUUGCCCCAUAAGCCAGGAAACAGGGAAAAGAUAACAUAGUUCAAGAACUGGAAACAAGAGGCUGUAUGUAGUUCUAAGUAAGGUGUAUGAUGCUGUUUGCUUUCAAAAAGGACAUUUAUCCCCUUCCUUAGGUCAAGGAACAGCUGGGACAGAACUCCACUGAGUAGACCUGGGAUGACAAAACCUUGGGUUUAACUGGGACGAUCCUCAGGUUGUGGGGUUUAUUAGUCCCUAAGGCAAACACAAAUACUGUAUUAAUAAUCCAACUUUAAUAGCAUAAAUUUAAAAGAAAAAAUAAAAGCUCUGUAAGUUGACGCCCAGCCUGGUGAGUAUCACAGCUGCCUUUGCCCAAAGGGAAUCCAGAACAAGUCCCUCCCUGUAUUUUGUUUUUGAGAGAAGUCAGUCUAGAAGCCAGAUCCUAUCAGUAUCAUGAGGAGCAGCCUAGGGCUUGUCUGGCUCAGCACCAAGGAUUCUAAGAGUUUCUUAGAUGAGUAAUCGUUACUGAAGACAGUCAGUGAUAACCACUGACCAGAUGCUAUCAACAUACUAUAUGUCCUUUUUAAAAUAAAGAUUAUGUAUCUUUCCUUUGGGGAAAAUUGUUACUCAGGUAUAAAAACAAGAGAUUACAAUAAAAACUUAAAAUAACCUA
Messenger RNA from Callithrix jacchus (white-tufted-ear marmoset), 3028 nucleotides. It is a transcript of the gene BBS4, whose product is annotated as Bardet-Biedl syndrome 4. Gene Ontology annotation, molecular function: protein binding. Gene Ontology annotation, biological process: protein localization to cilium; cilium assembly. Gene Ontology annotation, cellular component: ciliary basal body. The record is from RefSeq and is a predicted model, not a curated record. Lineage: Eukaryota; Metazoa; Chordata; Mammalia; Primates; Cebidae.